Molecule: messenger RNA, 462 nt
Organism: Cladophialophora yegresii CBS 114405
Lineage: Eukaryota; Fungi; Ascomycota; Eurotiomycetes; Chaetothyriales; Herpotrichiellaceae
Exons: 1
Coding region: 1-462 (153 amino acids)
Biological process (GO): mitotic cell cycle; attachment of spindle microtubules to kinetochore
Cellular component (GO): DASH complex; mitotic spindle; mitotic spindle midzone
Source: RefSeq, a predicted model, not a curated record
AUGGCUCAGCCCACCCGGUCCUUCACAACAAACCCAAAUGCAAGCACAUUCACAAACACGAGCCGCUCAAGUCUGAGCCAAAACCAAAACCCCUCCUCGGCACUACACGCCCGCAUCGCUCAGAAACGCCAAGAACUCCACAACCUGACGCAGCUGCGCGACUUGUCCGCCGAACUGACCACCCAGCUGGAGACCCUCCAGGCGAAACUGGGCCAAUUGAAAGACGGGGCCCAGAGCGUGGGCCUCGUCCUCGCGAACUGGGAGAACGUUCUGGGCGUGAUUCGGAUGGUGGGGAUGAGGGUGCCGGUGCCGAUGCCAGGAUCAAAGGCUGAGGGUGACGGGGAGGGAGAGGAGAACGGGGAGAGACCGAAGGACUCCCAGCAACCGCAACAUUUGCAGCUAGAGUUGCCGGUCCCGCUUGUGAGGAUACCAGUGCAGCCGAAGACGGGCGCAGGAGGAUGA